Messenger RNA from Alosa sapidissima (American shad), 700 nucleotides. RefSeq names its product chromosome 7 C1orf194 homolog (gene cfap276). The record is from RefSeq and is a predicted model, not a curated record. Bases 121 to 621 code for a protein of 166 amino acids. The transcript has 5 exons. Lineage: Eukaryota; Metazoa; Chordata; Actinopteri; Clupeiformes; Clupeidae.
AGCAACGGGGUUGACACGAAAACAUGGUGUCCGCCAAAUUCUGCUCGUCGAACAAUAGAAUGUAGAAACAAUUUUCUUUUGUUUUCAGUUUGUUGAACCUUCACCAUUUGGUAGACCGAAAUGGCACGGAAGUGUAACCCAUACCCGUUCCCUAGACAUGAAAAUGAUCAUACUUUCACCGGGACUAAGGAAUGCCAGAAACACCCAUUUGAAACGCCGAUCCACGUCGCGCAGAAUGAGAGCCCCUGGAGUCGUCUCAAUGACACAGCCACUCUGGCCAGUGUAAGGCGAAACGUGUGCUACUAUGAUAAAGAGGCUCCAAGAGACAGUCUCGACUUUCAUCUCAAGUCCACUUAUGACCACCAUCAAAAAUUCCAAGGAAACAAGAAUGAAACUCUUUUUCAGCGAGAAACCUAUUCUGAUGAUCAUGGGAGGAUACUGAAGAACAGACAGAAGACUGAGGCGCCCCAGUGUGGGAUUGAGAAGAGGGAGAUUCGGCUCUGGGUCAACCCACAGAAAGCUUCCAUCUACAGCAUCCAGGGAACCAUAGAAUCCCAUCACAACGCAUCUACCAAUCGUGGCUACUCGAGGAAACACGAUGGAGGAUUCUACUCGACUUAAUGGCUCCAAGCAUUGAUAAUGAUACGUGACUCACUUUUACAAUGCACAUGGAAAAUAAACAAAUUAGGAAAACAUAAAA